Messenger RNA from Fusarium redolens, 282 nucleotides. RefSeq lists its product as uncharacterized. The record is from RefSeq and is a predicted model, not a curated record. The transcript has a single exon. The annotation marks the transcript as partial. NCBI's taxonomy places the organism in Eukaryota, Fungi, Ascomycota, Sordariomycetes, Hypocreales, Nectriaceae.
UUUUACUUUAACCAGGCCAAGUGGGUUGCGACGCACACGAGCUACGAGCCAAUCGUUGGAUUCAACAAUGUUGUCAAGCGCUUGAACGCCCAUGGCCGAUUUCAGCCUCCUCGUGGAAGUGCUCCCAAGCGUCUCCUCGGAGGCAAAACUUAUGCCUGGAUCGACAAGCCAACCAUUUUGGAGUUUGUUCAUUCCGAAUCGGAUCAUGAGAAGACUGGACACUGGGGUGACAACCUGCCCCAGGAACCAAGCACCUAUGUCGACUCGUACAAGAAGAAUUGA